UGGAGCAUUCACAUCGUCCACACUCACUCGACUGUCAAACCGAGGGAGCAUCGCUGUGUAAUUUAUGCUGAUCUCGCAUAAAAUCCCUCUGGAUCAAUGCCGAUCUGAUUACGAGUAUCUUCGCUCGGACAGUCAAUAUUUGCAGGCUAGCAGGGAGAACGCAGGGGCAUCUUGUGUGAUGCUGGUGUAUUGGGAAUAGCGUGAUAGCACAUCUGCCCCUUCUAUUCUGGAGAGUGACGGCUUCAGAGGCCACUGGUGGAAUGUGAAAUAAGUAGUGAUCAUUGCCUGGGCUUUGUUUGUUACAGAGUGAUAGCGAACUGCUAGUAUACAUGGAAUAAUUGACCAAGAGCCGUCCCCACGCAGAGGAAGUCAGCGGACAUGUGUUAAUGUGUGACUGACCAGUGGCCGGCAGGUGAAAGGCCAGCUGAAGAUUUGGAAUUAUCUAUAAUACUGUGUGUGAGGACGGGAGACUUCUACAGAUCCAAGCAACAGGUGUAGUGUAGUGUGCAUGAUGUGACAUUCAAGAUGCUGCUGAGAUGUCGUCGUCGGCCAUGUUGAGACAGCCAGCGACACUGGUGGUGUUCUUCCUCUCCCUCGGCCUCCACCUUGCCACCAGCGCCGCCUUCAUCUUCGACAGCAGCGGAAUUGUACGGCCCAAGAACCCAUAUGGUUUCAUCGGCGAUGUGCUGAACCUCACCUGCAAUGUGACCGACCUCAAGGUCAGCGGCAAUGUGUCGGGAUACAUGUACUUCACCAAGCAGUUCUACAACGAGGAGCGAGCACUGCCGCUGCACUACGUCCGGAUACUCAGCACUCGCAGUAUCCGGCUGCAGUAUCCGGUGGAGUCCAGGAAACAGCAGGGGACGUACGUCUGCCACCUCAACAACACGGAGGAUGGAACCAGUAUGGUGCUCGGCAGCCAGUACGUCACUGUGGACUACCGAGCCAUGGCCGUGAGUCGCAUCAACUGCUCGGUGUACAACUGGGAGAACAUGACUUGUACAUGGGAUCUGGGCAGAGAUUAUGUCAACAACUUCAACGUUCAGCUUGUGUGGGCCUUAAUUGGCUACGAAUUCUGAAGCCUAUUGGUUGACUACCAAGAAAUGCUAUCCAAGCACAGGCUACACAUACUGGUGCAGGCUUCAUGUGGUCCAUCUGUUUGUCACAUCUCAGUGGUAGUUUAAUACAUUU
Haliotis rubra (blacklip abalone) is the source of this 1191-nucleotide messenger RNA. RefSeq lists its product as uncharacterized. The transcript is spliced from 6 exons. Gene Ontology annotation, molecular function: protein binding. The record is from RefSeq and is a predicted model, not a curated record. Lineage: Eukaryota; Metazoa; Mollusca; Gastropoda; Lepetellida; Haliotidae. The coding region runs from base 537 to 1079 and encodes 180 amino acids.